AUGGUUCGGCAGCCCAGAAAUGGGCAAUCUGCACAGCAGUUUCAUGCGCCCAAUCCAACACAGCUCGCUUCACCGCUUCCCUCGGUGACGUCGCCCUCUCCUGCCCUCACCCAAGCGCAGGUCAUGGCUCAGAUGAUAACGCAGGCGCAUGGAAACCCACAUGGCCAAGCGCACGCGGCAGCCCACAUGAUGCAGGUGCUUGGAAACCCACAGGGCCAAACGCAAGCUGCAGCCCAGAUGAUCCAGGUCAUGGCCCAGCAGCAAGCAGCGCAGGUGGCUCAGGCCCAAAUGCCGGCGAUGCAGGCGGCACCGAAUGCAACGAACUUCUCUAUGCAAGGUGCAAUGGACCCUAUGGCAGCAGCCUCCUUUCAGUCGCCCGUGGCGUCGCCCAAUCCCUUUGCACAGCAGUUUCAUUCGCCAAAUCCAAUGGCUUCGCCGCUUCCCUCGGGGACGUCGCCCUCUCCUGCCUUCACCCAAGCGCAGGCCAUGGCUCAGAUGAUAACGCAGGCACAUGGAAAUCCACAUGGCCAAGCGCAAGCUGCAGCCCAGAUGAUGCAGGCGCAUGGAAACCCACAGGGCCAAGCGCAAGCCGCAGCGCAGAUGAUGCAGGUCAUGACGGCUCAGCACCAUGCGCAGUCUGCGGCUGAGGUCAUGUCGGCUCAGCACCAUGCGCAGGCCGCGGCUGAGGUCAUGACGGCUCAGCACCAUGCGCAGGCUGCGGCUGAGGCGCGUUGGAACAUCACCGCCUCCGUGAAGAGGGAAGUGGAAAACUACAGCAUGCAUGCCGUCUCGAAAGCCGUCGAAGAUGACUGGAUGUUCGGGACGCGCGACACGGUGCCCAUUGGAGAAACGUUGGCAAAGACGUUGGCACCAUCGACUGGUGCCCACCCCAAGAAACGACAUUGUGCAGAGGCCCAGAUGCCGGCGGCAAUGCAGUCUUGA
This is a messenger RNA of Durusdinium trenchii, 942 nucleotides long. The record is from the annotation of a GenBank genome assembly. NCBI's taxonomy places the organism in Eukaryota, Dinophyceae, Suessiales, Symbiodiniaceae.